Molecule: messenger RNA, 1449 nt
Organism: Lacerta agilis (Sand lizard)
Lineage: Eukaryota; Metazoa; Chordata; Lepidosauria; Squamata; Lacertidae
Product: putative lysosomal acid lipase/cholesteryl ester hydrolase
Molecular function (GO): hydrolase activity, acting on ester bonds
Source: RefSeq, a predicted model, not a curated record
AUUCUCUUCCCCUCCGCGCGCUCUGAUUGGACGGCGCGCGUGGCCUGAGAGGGACAAGCGAGGCUUGGGGUUGGCUGUGCCGCGCGCCCCGUUUGGCAGCUGAGGGGAAGAAGCCUGGGUUGCAACUCCUUCGUCCCUCUGCUUUCCGAUCAAGGAUGUGGCUCCUCAUAGUCGCGGCAAGUUUGAUCCAAGGACUUGCAACUUCAGAAAACUUUGUGAGAAGACAAAUGUCGACGAGCACUAUAAGCUAUUUAACGCUGCCCAUUCUUUCCUUUCCCUCCCAGAGCGAAAUUAUUUCAUUCAGAGGAUAUCCCAGCGAGGAAUAUGAAGUGGUGACAGAUGAUGGGUAUAUCCUGAGUAUUAACAGAAUCCCUCAUGGGAAAAUAAAUCAGUGGAACAAGGGUCCCAAGCCUUCAGUGUUUCUGCAGCACGGCUUGCUUGCUGCUGGCAGCAACUGGGUGACAAAUCUGGACUACAACAGCCUGGGCUUCAUACUGGCUGAUGCUGGCUAUGAUGUUUGGCUAGGAAACAGUAGAGGGAACACCUGGUCCAGAAAACACAUACACUAUACAGCAGACCAAGAAGAAUUCUGGAUGUUCAGUUUUGAUGAAAUGGCUAGAUAUGACCUUCCCGCUUCAAUAGAUUUUAUCCUGAACAACGGACAGGAGCAAAUAUUUUAUGUUGGCCAUUCACAGGGCACCAUAAUGGCGUUCAUUGCAUUUUCAACCAUGCCACAGCUAGCAAAGAAGGUAAAGAUGUUCUUUGGACUGGCGCCGGUAGCCACUGUAAAGUUUUCAACCAGCCCGUUAGCCAAGAUUGGAGUGUUUCCUGAACUGAUGUUCAAGGCAAUGUUUGGAACUAAGCAGUUUCUCCCUCAGAACAAAGUUAUGAGCUGGCUUGCUACUCACUUAUGUGACCAUUUCAUAUUUGAUUAUCUUUGCGGCAAUGUUUUCUUCCUACUAUGUGGGUUUAAUGAGAAAAACUUAAAUAUGACUCGAGUAGAUGUAUAUUCAACACACUGUCCAGCUGGGACAUCUGUUCAGAACAUGCUGCACUGGGCUCAGGCUGUGAAGUCCGGGCAGUUCAAAGCCUUUGACUGGGGUAGCAAGAAAGCAAACAUGGCUCACUACAACCAGCCAACACCACCUUUCUACAAAGUAAAGGAGAUGACUGUUCCAACAGCUCUCUGGACUGGCGGUCAUGACUGGCUUGCUGACCCAAAGGACAUUGCCCUAUUGAUGACUCAGGUCCCGAACUUAGUUUACCACAAGAAUAUCCCUGAAUGGGAACAUCUGGAUUUCAUCUGGGGCCUCGAUGCCCCACAGCGCAUGUACAAAGAUAUAAUUGAACUGAUGCAGAAAUAUCAAUAAGGCCACAUCAUCCUAGGAGCUGCAAUUCUGAAGCAUUUCUUCAAUAAACUAGCAUGAACACGCUCCUUUAAAAAAAAAA